UUUGACACGUAUACAUACAACACAACUAUAUAUAUCCAUUCUCAUGCUUCCAUUUAGAAGCACUGAGCUUCCAAAUAACCUUCCAACUUCCAUUUCAAACACACACAUUGUUUCCAGAAGUUUCCAGAAAUCUUGUUGACCAUGGAGAUGAGGACGGUGCACAUGUGGGGGUAUUUACCUGCAGCCUUACCUCAACGCUCGCCGUUAGUUUCUCCGGUCGAAGUUAACCUCCCACCGUCAACUGACGCUGGUCGUUUCUGGACGGACGUUUGUGGUGGCGGCUGUGGGUUUGCUAUGGCCAUUUCAGACACUGGGAAGCUGAUCACAUGGGGUGCAACUGAUGAUCUUGGUCAAAGCUACGUGACUUCAGGGAGACAUGGGGAAACACCGGAACCUUUUCCUCUUCCGAAUGAAGUUUCAGUGGUGAAAGCUGCAGCAGGUUGGGCACAUUGUGUCUGUGUAACAGUGGCUGGAGAGGUGUAUACAUGGGGAUGGAAAGAGUGUGUGCCGUUUGGAACAGUUGUUGGAGACCCAUACACAGAUCAAGAUCCAGAAACAGACUUACUUGAUCAAGUGAGCCCUCACUCAGAGGGAUCAAGAUCAACGGAUGUAGUCGCUACGCAUGAAGGUACGAAAAGGCGACGUGUGUCUAGACAUGCAGGUGAAAGCUCGUCGUCAGGUGAUGAAUCUCUCACAGCUUUGCCAUGUUUGGUAGCUUUCAUGAAUCCAGGGGUUAAGAUAACCACAGUUGCGGCUGGUGGGCGACACACAUUGGCAUUAUCAGAUAUGGGCCAGGUGUGGGGUUGGGGAUAUGGAGGUGAGGGGCAGCUAGGUUUGGGGUCCCGCAUUCGAAUGGCAUCUUCGCCACGUCCUAUACCUUGCAUUGGCACAUCACCACUAAGAACCAUCCCUGGAAAUUAUAUUAGACGAAUUGCUUGCGGAGGAAGACACAGUGCCGUAAUUACCGAUGCUGGGGCAUUAGUGACUUUUGGCUGGGGCCUCUAUGGACAGUGUGGGCAAGGAAGUACUGAGGAUGAGCUAAGCCCUACAUGUGUAUCAUCGUUGCUGGGCAUCCGCAUAGAUGGCGUUGCUGCUGGUCUUUGGCAUACAAUUUGCAUUUCAAGUGAUGGUGCUGUGUAUGCCUUUGGCGGGAAUCAGUUUGGCCAAUUGGGUACUGGAACCGAUCAUGCUGAGACCUUGCCACGGCUUUUAGAUGAUCCUAGUCUUGAAAAUGAACACGCAAGAGUGGUAUCGUGUGGGGCUCGACACAGUGCUAUUGUUACAGACGAGAAGGUGUUCUGCUGGGGAUGGAACAAGUAUGGUCAGCUUGGUUUGGGGGAUGUCGUAGACCGCAACGUUCCAUCUCAAGUUGAACUAGAUGGCUAUGUACCAAGAGCCGUUGCGUGUGGCUGGUGGCACACACUUGUUCUUGCUGACUCACUUACCUGAAGAGUUCCGUUCCCUCUUGGGUGCUUUCACACAGCCAUAAUAAGUUUUGUUGGGUCAGCGGUUGCUCUUUCAUUUAGUACAAGUAUCUGCACAAGUACAUAAAAUAAUAUGCUUGCAUGUAGAAGCAUAUGUAUGCAUGUGAUCAUUGUUAGCAUAAUAAGUUUUUGGGCUCAAAAUCUAUUGGGCUUUCACUUAGCCUGUUUAACUAGAUUAGCCUAGAUAGUUUUUGGGCUCAUAAUCUAUUGGGCUUUCACCUCUACCUAUUUACUGUGUUGCUUUCCUUUGUUUAUGUAACUGCUUUUCUCUUAUAAUAAACUCUAGCAGUAUU
This is a messenger RNA of Helianthus annuus (common sunflower), 1777 nucleotides long. Its product is annotated as ultraviolet-B receptor UVR8. The transcript is spliced from 11 exons. Bases 142 to 1449 code for a protein of 435 amino acids. Lineage: Eukaryota; Viridiplantae; Streptophyta; Magnoliopsida; Asterales; Asteraceae. The record is from RefSeq and is a predicted model, not a curated record.